Molecule: messenger RNA, 2267 nt
Organism: Alligator mississippiensis (American alligator)
Lineage: Eukaryota; Metazoa; Chordata; Crocodylia; Alligatoridae
Gene: IMPDH1
Product: inosine monophosphate dehydrogenase 1
Exons: 15
Coding region: 73-1650 (525 amino acids)
Biological process (GO): GTP biosynthetic process
Cellular component (GO): cytoplasm
Molecular function (GO): IMP dehydrogenase activity
Source: RefSeq, a predicted model, not a curated record
GCCAGCCACAGCCACAGCCACGCCUGGCAGGGCGGGGAGCCGUGACAGCGCUGCAGAGCUGCUGGCAGCGCCAUGGGAGAGGGGGAGCCUGCCAGCAUGGCCGACUACCUGAUCAGCGGCGGCACCGGCUACGUGCCCGAGGACGGGCUCACCGCCCAGCAGCUCCUCGCCACGGCCGACGGCCUCACCUACAAUGACUUCCUCAUCCUGCCUGGCUUCAUCGACUUCACGGCAGACGAGGUGGACCUGACGUCGGCACUGACCCGCAGGAUCACGCUGAAGACGCCGCUUAUCUCAUCACCCAUGGACACGGUCACCGAAUCGGACAUGGCCAUUGCCAUGGCGCUGAUGGGCGGCAUCGGGAUCAUCCAUCACAACUGCACCCCCGAGUUUCAGGCCAACGAAGUCCGCAAGGUCAAGAAGUUUGAGCAGGGCUUCAUCACGGACCCGGUGGUGCUGAGCCCCGGGCACACGGUGGGCGACGUCUUCGAAGCCAAGCUGCGGCACGGCUUUUCGGGCAUCCCGGUCACGCAGACGGGCAAGAUGGGCAGCAAGCUGGAGGGCAUCGUCACCUCCCGCGACAUCGACUUCCUCACCGAGAAGGACUACGCCACCUGUCUCAGCCGGGUGAUGACGAAGCGCAAUGACCUCGUGGUGGCGCCGGCCGGGGUGACGCUCAAGGAGGCCAACGAGAUCCUGCAGCGCAGCAAGAAGGGGAAGCUGCCCAUCGUGAACGACAGCGAUGAGCUGGUGGCCAUCAUUGCACGCACAGACCUGAAGAAGAACCGCGACUACCCUCUGGCCUCCAAGGACGCCCGCAAGCAGCUGCUGUGCGGUGCCGCCAUCGGCACCCGCGAGGAUGACAAGUACCGCCUCGAUCUGCUGGCCCAGGCCGGCGCCGAUGUCAUCGUGCUGGACUCCUCUCAGGGCAACUCCGUGUAUCAGAUCAGCAUGAUCCACUACAUCAAGCAGAAAUACCCUGAGUUGCAGGUGGUCGGCGGCAAUGAACCGGCAGUGGUGACAGCGGCGCAGGCCAAGAACCUCAUCGACGCCGGCGUGGAUGCCCUGCGCGUGGGUAUGGGCUGCGGCUCCAUCUGCAUCACACAAGAAGUGAUGGCAUGCGGGCGGCCGCAGGGCACAGCGGUGUACAAGGUGGCUGAGUACGCCCGGCGCUUCGGCGUGCCCGUCAUCGCCGAUGGCGGCAUCCAGACUGUGGGCCACGUGGUGAAGGCGCUGUCCCUGGGUGCCUCCACAGUGAUGAUGGGCUCCCUGCUGGCGGCCACCACGGAGGCGCCGGGCGAGUACUUCUUCUCGGACGGCGUGCGGCUCAAGAAAUACCGGGGCAUGGGCUCCCUCGACGCCAUGGAGAAGAGCAGCAGCAGCCAGAAGCGCUAUUUCAGUGAGGGGGACAAGGUGAAGGUGGCGCAGGGCGUGUCAGGCUCCAUCCAGGACAAGGGCUCCAUCCACAAGUUUGUGCCCUACCUGAUCGCGGGCAUCCAGCACGGCUGCCAGGACAUCGGCGCCAAGAGCCUCUCCAUCCUGCGCUCCAUGAUGUACUCCGGCGAGCUCAAAUUCGAGAAGCGCACCAUGUCGGCCCAGAUCGAAGGCGGCGUCCAUGGCCUGCACUCUUACGAGAAGCGGCUGUACUGAAGAUGGGCCCCGGAGCAGCGCCCAGCGCCCGCCGCCCCCCGCCUCGGGUGCCGCCAGCCACAGCCGCCUCGCGUAGCCCCCCGUGCCCGCCCCCGCCACGGGCGCCCUUUUGCACUAGAGCAGCGCGUCUCUCGCCUGCCCGCAGCCGCCACUGCCGCCUCGGCGCGUGCCCGGGCACACGGAUGUCAGCUGGCCCCCCCUCGCCCGCCCGCCCGCGUGGCCCCCACAGCCCUGGGGAAAGGGGUGCCCCCUGCCCCGGCACCCCUACUGCUUCCGGCCGUAGGGUACCUCAGCCCCUCUGCUCCCCGGGCCGGGUGCGGGUGCCCCUUCCCCAGCCUUGGGGGUGCCCCUUGCAAUGCCCCCCCCCCGCCAGGCUCUCGGGAACGGGGGGCAUCCUGGCCUGUCCCAACAUACAUGCACCGUAUGGACUCGGUGGUGGCCCCAGGGGCCCGGUCCCCCCUCCAGCCUGCAGGGCGGCGCUGUGUAUGGGGGGGGCAGCUGCAUCCCUGAGCUCCCCCCAGUGUAGCCCCCCGCCCCCCGGCAGGCUUCCACUUUGCACAUGCAGGUCCUCAAUUGUGUAACUGUAUUGGAGAAGAAUAAAGCAAUGGAGCAUCCUG